AUGCUACGAUCGUUGCGUUUGACUUUGUACACCGAGGAUUAUGUUACGUUUUUUCUUGGCAAAGAUGCACUGUAUUCGGUUAGUGUAGAGGUCUGCGACAUCCAAUCGUGGGCACUAAUGUUCCAGGCGCUGACAAUCAGCGUAUCCUAUUCUAGUACCCGCCACAAAUGGGUUCUAAUCAACAUCCUAGGGGCUGCGGGACGUGUCGCAGAAGGAAAAUCCGGUAAUUGGCCAAAGGGCGGAAGUAUUGAUAAGACACGUCGUGCUGACGAGCGUCCGGCCAGUAGGCCUGGUCAUGUUAUCAGCCAGACAAGCGGUUACGCUGAACCAGGCUUUCAAGCCCCGCUAUGUAUGCAAUUGGGGCAAACUGCAGUGGUUUGUGAUGCCUUUUCCGGCGUUUUCUUGGAUCUGCUCUUCCCCAAGAAGACGAAUCAGCAGCAAUAUGUCAAUUCUCCUGAUGGUUGGAUAAGCUCCUUGGCUACGUUGCUUAAUGGUCGCAAUGAAACUCUGAAUCAAGGACUGCUUACGUUGUAUACGGGAUUCGUUAGCCGAAAAAAUGGUGACGCUGCACUCAUCAACCGCUCAGCAGAGCUUUACUCGAAUGGACUCCACGCUCUGCGGGGAAGCGAUAUAAUAUGGGUCAGACAAAAGCCAUCUCCCAUGGAUAUCGGAUCCACCCUAGCGAGUAUCAUAAUUUUCUCGCGUGUUGAGCUUCUAGCCGGUGAAGGGGCGAAUGGGGGUUACAUGGCCCAUAUCAAGGGUGCCAAGAAGGAAGAUCCAAAUUAUCUAACGCACAAGGCCAUCGAAGCAGUUAUAGCAUUGCCUACAAUAUGCGAGUAUGCAGAUAGAUUGGACGCUAUUGUCUUUCUAACUGAGAGGAAAGUGCAGCGAGGCCUCCUUGCGACUCGAUAUCUACUCAGCCAUGCAUCCGUAAUGGAGCGCAACCUAGAUCGAUGGCUUCGAGAAAUGGCUGCUGUUACACCAUGUCCUAUUGCAACAGCAGUUCCAGACGGUGAUAUUGCUCAGCCGCAGGUGGUAGGUAUUGCUGCUGCUCAAGCCAACGACCUUUGGAUGCUCCAUUGGUCAUUAGAAAUCCGCUUCAAUUUGCUCAUCAAGCAGUUACAAACCCGAUUUACAAGCUUGUCAGCACUUUUUUCCGAUCCCGUUCAACUACCCGGUAGAUUAACAAGCCUUGGCAAAGAUUACAGCAUUUUAGAUCUUUUUGCCAAUUAUAUCAAAAGAACACUAGCUAGGGGUCUAGGAGAUAAUACACUCCAAGUCCAGGGUGCUAUGGCAUACUUCUUUAAUCUUCAUUGGUAUUGGGAACAAAGAGGCAAUGCCGAACAGAAAAAUUGGUGCUUACAGAGACUUCAAGACAUGACAAACAAUCAGCGCUUAGCGCUUGAUGUUCAAGUAGUAAAGGACCCCCAGAAACGCCCUUCUCUGUCUGCGGCAUUCUUUGCAGAUGAUUUUAUAUAA
This is a messenger RNA of Trichoderma virens Gv29-8, 1479 nucleotides long. RefSeq lists its product as uncharacterized. The coding region runs from base 1 to 1479 and encodes 492 amino acids. The record is from RefSeq and is a predicted model, not a curated record. The transcript is spliced from 6 exons. NCBI's taxonomy places the organism in Eukaryota, Fungi, Ascomycota, Sordariomycetes, Hypocreales, Hypocreaceae.